Plasmodium vivax (malaria parasite P. vivax) is the source of this 1793-nucleotide messenger RNA. RefSeq names its product ubiquitin fusion degradation protein, putative. Gene Ontology annotation, molecular function: polyubiquitin modification-dependent protein binding. Lineage: Eukaryota; Apicomplexa; Aconoidasida; Haemosporida; Plasmodiidae. The record is from RefSeq and is a predicted model, not a curated record. Gene Ontology annotation, cellular component: VCP-NPL4-UFD1 AAA ATPase complex. The transcript is spliced from 9 exons. The coding region runs from base 612 to 1565 and encodes 317 amino acids.
UCAAUCGUUGUAGCAAAUGUCAAUGCAUGACAUUCCACAUUUCACCUUUUUAAAAUAAAAAAAAAAAAAAAAAAAAAAUAUAAUUCACUUAACAAAACUGCGGGAUAUAACACGCAGGAUUAUAGGGGUCCGCUCCUCUUCUGGAGGCUUAAAAUUGCCUUUGCGCAGAAAGACCAUUGCAAAAAAGAAAUUAAAAAAUACGUGUAUGCGAGCGUAUGCAUUUAUAUGCCUGCCCAGCGCACGCGCAGAUACGUCGCCAAGUCGGAAGGGUGACUCCGCUCGCCAGCAGAUAAUAGCAGUUUGCUACGUCGGCAAGGGGAACUGCCUCGACGUGACACGACUUUUUUCUCGCAGCCAGGAGGUAGAUUGGUCGACCAGCCGAUUGGUCCACGGGGGGAGCAGUCCACGGGGUGAACACUCCACCGGGUUAAUAAUCAACCGGCCAAACAGCCAAGCAGCAAAACAGCCAACCCCCCCUUUGGCCGCACAAAUUUGAAGUCUUCCCAGCCAAAUGAUUACAUAACAUUUCGCAAAAAAAAUACGAAAAGGGAAAGAAAAAAAUCUUCCAAGUUCUUUUGGCCCCCUUCUUUUUCACAAUCAUCUUGUUAACUAUGGUAAAAAUUGAAACAUUAAAAUGUGUAAGCAAGGUUUACAUACAAAAUUGCAAAAAAAAAAAAAAAAAAAAAGUGAGGAAAAAAUUGUCUUUAUUCCCCUUCCUGCAGUGGAGUUUUACGAAUUUUAAUAAUUUCCUGGGCAGAGACUUUUUGAACAUAUCCGAACCGUUCACGGAAGAAUACACCUGCUACCCUGUGUCAUUCAUUGGGAAAGAUGACAUGGAAAAUGGAAACAAAAUCAUACUUCCACAGACUGCUCUAAAUGCCCUCGCUAGGAGACACAUUUCAUGGCCAAUGCUGUUCGAAGUAUCUAACCCGUACACGGAGAAGCGCACACACAGUGGGGUUCUGGAGUUUAUUUCAGACGAGGGGACGUGCCACAUGCCAUACUGGAUGAUGCAGCAGCUGUGCCUGAAGGAAGGAGACAUCGUGAGAGUCACCAGCGUUAGCCUACCCAAAGGCACAUUUGUUAAGCUGAAGCCGUGCUCGACGGAUUUUAUGGAACUCUCCAACCACAGAGCUGUCCUUGAAACGGCCCUGCGGAAUUACGCCACCCUGACCAUUGGCGACAAUAUCGUAAUUCACUACUUGGGAAAUACAUACGAGAUAAAGAUUGUGGACUUGAAACCCGCCUUCGCUUGCACUAUCAUCGAAACGGACGUCGAGGUUGAAUUUGAAGAGCCAGUGGACUACAAGCAAAGUGUGCAGUAUGUGGAGGAGCCCGUGCCCGUGGAAGAAAGCAAAUUCAAAGGAAAGGGACAAAGGACGGACGGAAAAGCCUGCAAAACCAGUAAGAAGAAUAAAGUCAAGCAGAAGGUUGUAGAAAAUAUUGAGCCGUGGAAGGAUAAGCUUGUUGGAGGAGUCAGGACCAAGUGUGCCGAGUAUGAAGAUCUGCUAAGGAAGGGCCGUAUCCCUGGAAUAAUUGGAAAAUUUCAAGAACGAAAAAACUAAGGACAGUCAAGGGGAAUACCCUUUUGUGUACGUUGUGGCGCCUGUGCGAUUUGCCUCCAUUUCCUUACCGCGCUGAAUGGAGUCUCUCUUCCCUUCACAAGCCAUAAUUCGAAUUCGUGUAAAUUUGUGUACUUCCCUUAAUUUUUUUUUUUUUUUUUUUAACGUCACCUCUGCACAUGCACAAAUAUUUUUUGUUAAAAUGUGUUUCAUGUAUGCAAAGCAACCUGC